AUGACAAAUAAAAAAAUCAGAAUUUCAAGAAAUAUGAAAAUCAUUUCAUUUAAGCAUUUAAUAUAUUUAUUUUUUACUUUUGUAAGCGUCUUUUCGUAAACGCAGAAUGUUGGGGCUUUAAAUUUUGGUCCAAUGAUGCAGUGUACGAUUGGAAAAACUUUGCUACUAAGUGAUAUUAUUAACUAAAGAGCUUAAUAUUAGAAUUCAGAGUAGAUUCCAGAUUUUAAUGGUUAUGAAUUAGACAUUUUGAUUCGCACAGUUAUUAAUAAUGGCCUAUCAUUUUCUAGCAUUCAGCUUACUUGCUAUGAAACUUAAAAUGAUUUAGAGAAUGCACUUAGUUAAGGCAAUAUUAUCUAUGGUAUAGGUGGGAUACAGAUAGAUUAUACUAAAUUAUCGUAGGGUUUUUUUUAUUCUCUUCCACUCUAUACUGGAGGUUUAAAAAUAGCAGUGAGAGUGAAUAAUGAUAAAACAAUAUGGAGUUUUUUUGAUCCUUUUCAUUGGAGUUUAUGGGUAGUUAUGCUGGUAACUACCUUGUUUGUUUCUGUUGUUACGUGGAUUUUUGAAGACUCCAAUAUUUAAUCAUAUUGGUGUAAAAGUAAUAAAGAGAAUAGUUAAAAAACUAACUCAAAUAAUGAGAGUUAAAAUUAAAAGGCUUAACAAAUUAAUAAUGUUUAUGAAGAAAGUAGAUAAGAAGAAUCUAACAAUUCUAAAAAUUCAUUAAUAAAAUCCCAUUAAAACAUGCAAGCUUUCUCAAAUUUUUUAGAAAUGCUAUGGUAAUCUUUUAGCAGUCUCUUUUUUGCUUCAAGUAUAAGACUUUAGAAAUUUUCAUCUCGAAUUGUUUUUCUUGGUUUCUGGUUUGUGGUUAUAAUUGUGUCUGCUACUUAUGUUUCUAAUCUAACAGUUCUACUUGCUUAGAGUAAAAAUAUUUCUUAAAUAUCUAGUUUCUAAGAUAUUAUCAACUCGGCUGAUGUCAAAAUUUAUACAUUUUAAGAGUAUGUAGGUACUUACAUUAAUCCCUCUAUUUUUAAAGGUAAAUAAUAAGAUAUAUUUGUUACUUUUCCAAAGACUAAAGAUGGUUUAAAUUAAUUGGUUAAGGAGUUCUAUUAAAGUUCAAAUUCAUAAAAUUAUUUAAACCAUAUUUUAUUGAUUGAUUUUCCUAUUGUGCAUAAUAUUAAUUCGCUUUAUCCUUGUACAACAUCAAUCUUGUAUGAAACUUUGAGCAAUUUUAAUUAUGGCGUCAUUACAAAAAAUUAGGCAGUUUUAAAGUCGCUUAAUUCUCUUCUAUAUAAUUUUAUUGAUGAUCCUUAUUGGCUAAAUUAAAUUUAAGUAUAUUUGAACUCGACUCCAAUCGAAAACUCAUGCUACAUUAAGCAGAAAUCUAUAGACUUACGUAGUUUAUCUGGUUUAUGGAUAUUUAUAGGAGUGGCGAUUGUAAUUGCAAUUAUUAUAAAUAGGAUAGAAGCUCUGAAACUUAAAUAUGCCUUAAAAAGCUAAUAAAAAUUAAAAGAUUAAGAAAAUAAUAAUUAAAAGAACCAAAUUGAAAAAGAAGUAAAGUAACCAAAAUAAAUAGAACUUUAGAAUCUAAAUAAUUAAAAGGAGUUAGAAGAGAUUUAAAGUCCUAUUAAGAAAGUUGAAGAAGGAAGUUAAGUACAUGAUAUUAGAAAUACUUAAAAAUCAAAAUUGAAUUAAAAUAGCAUAGAUGAUCAAAAUAUUUAAGCAAAUAAUAAUGGACCAAGCAAGUUUGAUAAAUAUGCUAGCUAUUAAAAAAGAGAUUAGAGUCUCUUUCUUAGUAACAAUGAUAUUUAAGCAGAUUAAAACAAUCAAAUUUGGAGUGAUUUCUUAAUGGUCUCAGACUAUAUCCAUAUACCUUCGAAAGAUAUACAUUUGCAAGCAGAAGAGGAUAUUAAAAAUCAAGUUAAUUUAGUUGAAUAAAUAAUUAAAAAAAGAUUUAACAAUGUUGAAGAAAACAUUAUCCGCAUCAUGAAAAAGUGUCCAAUAAAAAUUGGAAAUAAGUACAAUUAAGAUCUUGAAAAAAUUGAGGAAAAAUUAACAAUAAAAAAAUUUAAAACAAAUAUAGACUGA
Molecule: messenger RNA, 2082 nt
Organism: Tetrahymena thermophila SB210
Lineage: Eukaryota; Ciliophora; Oligohymenophorea; Hymenostomatida; Tetrahymenidae
Product: ligand-gated ion channel protein
Exons: 1
Cellular component (GO): plasma membrane
Molecular function (GO): ligand-gated monoatomic ion channel activity; signaling receptor activity
Source: RefSeq, a predicted model, not a curated record